CGAGGAACACCGGCUGGGUCAGGCAGGAGUACUAUCUCACUCCAACUGACCCAGGUUCCAAUCCCAAUCAGCUGAGUGGCUUUGUUCUCUGCCGCAUGAAGAAUAAGUCAACUGACAGUCUGAUAAUAAGAAGCAGCAGGAUGGUUCAAUCUGUGCUGAAUCAGCUGAUCCUGGUAUUGCUGGCUGCAUGGCCUCUAAUUCUGAGCUUGAACAAGCUGCUGAAAUUCAUCUGAUUUCGGAGGCAGAAGAACAUCUGACAUACAAAGAGCUAGAACAUGUUCUCCUCGGAAGUGGCAAUCAGAACGAUGGUGAACCUGGUGGCUUUGUUUCAUCUGAUUUUGAUGAUAUGAUUCAAGAGCUAUGUGCUAAGGGAGGAGAAUAUCUGGAUUCACCUUCUCCUCCCGAGCGGCCUCACCAACACCAGCUACCUCAGCUGGGAAAUGUUCCUGUUACUAGUGAUUACAUCGGCUCUUAUUCUAAUAACCAAGCUGCUGCUAUCAAUCAUAUGAUUCCACACCCAGAAGAUUUUCUGGCCUACAAGGAGCUAGAACAUGUUCUUGGCACUUGCAAUCCUGAUGCUGGUGAACCUAGUGGCUGUGUUUCAUCUAAUAUGCUUCAAAAGUUAUGUGCUCAGCUAGGAGAAGAGCUGGAUUCACCCAUUCCUCCUCCCGGGCCACCUGAGCUGGGAAAUGCUCCUUAUGUCUAUAUUGAUGAAUGCAGUAGCUGGCCAUCUCCAAUUGGGGAUAAUGAUUCUUCUCUUCCAAACAAGAAUAGUAUUCCGACCAACUAUGACAGUAAACCAGUUAGCAACACCGCCUCUAAUUUCGAGAAUCAAACUAGGAUUUCAGAGGUUUAUUCUCAAGCAGAAGAAAAUCUGGAAUCGUUCUUUUGUCAAUUUGAGCUAGAGGGAGAUUUUCUGCAUGCCAAUAACUAUAUUGGAUGCAACGAUCUGCGACUCUUUUCCCACAAAGUUCUUGAAUAAAAGAAACAUCAUAAACUCUUUUCAAUGACUACAACAUACCAAAAUCAUUGGAAAGGGUUUAUGACGGGUGUGGGAGCGAUUUUCGUUCCCAAAGAAUAAGGAGUAAAAGACCACACCCUGCAAAACAUUACGGAGUAAAAGACAAUACAGAGUAGAAGACCACACCCGGGGGUGUUGGCCAAAGACCCUUCGAUGCCUAAGUUAGGCCGAGUGUUUGUAGGAAAAUAAUAGUUGACAAAAGGAUGAAGAUUUCUUUAGGGGGGUGUUGGCUAAAGACCCUUCGAUGCUUAAGUUAGGCCGAAUGUUUGUAGGAAAAGAAUAGUCAACAAUAGUCAACAAUAGUCAACAAAUGGAUGGAGAGUAGACCCUUCGAUGCCUAAGUUAGGCCGAGUGUUUGUAGUCAAUAAUAGUCAACAAUAGUCAGCAAAUGGAUGGAGAUUAGACCCUUCGAUGCCUAAGUUAGGCCGAGUGUUUGUAGGAAAACAAUAGUUAACAAAAGGAUGGAGAUUUCUUUAGGGGGGUGUUGGCCAAAGACCUUUCGAUGCCUAAGUUAUCUCCGUAGAUAUUUUGCUUCCUCAAGUGGAUGCCACAGUGACGCUGACACUGAAGUACUCCAUGGAAAGAUUAUUUGUAUUAGCUAUUGGAGAGAAACACAACAUUUUAUUUAUAGGAGAUUAUCAAAGGGGACUUAUAAACCACAAGAGCCCUUGUAAGAAUCUCCUACAAAUAAUUCAACUGUGUUGUGUAAAACACUCACACUUGUCUAGGCUUUGGAAACUUGUUCGUAGUUACUAGUCUGUCACAGACGACAAGUUACUAGUCUGUCACAGACGGCAAGUCAGCAAUAGAUUUUCCAGUCUAGGGACCACAGUCGGUCAAAUUAGCCCUAAUUAUCAGUCUGCCUUAGUUUCCAGUUAUGAUCCUUUUGAGAUCAGUACACAAAUCACUCAGUUGCCUAGUCCUCUGCGAAAGUCAUCUCCCUAUGCCCCAAAAGAUAAAACCCAUCUUUUCAUUAUUGAGUCAGUUCUUGAUAAUCUUUCUGAUCCAGUUGCCAUAGCAAAACACUACUUCCCUCCUAAUUUCCAUUUCAUGCCCCAAAGUCCGUAUAAAUCUCUUAAAUAUUAUAGAGACAUUCUCAGUGAAACUCAGUCAGUUGAAAUUAUAAGCCUGUUAAAGAUCGCAAUCAGCCCCACAUCAUACUAUACCAUUCCUUAUACAUCCACCAGAUCUUAAGCCAAGAAAAUUGGGGAAAGCAUCCCUAUGAUCUAAAAACUCUCCAGUCGAACCUCCAAUAUUGCCAUGCUGAUUACAUUGAAGCAUGGUACACAAUUUUCCUCCAUCAAACAGUUGAUUUUAGUCAUUCUUGGUUCAUUAAUUUUGACAGUAAAUUCAAUAGUCCUUUUCCCUUUUGGUUCCUCCAUUGGUGGGAAAAGCAUGGUCCAGUUGCUGAAAUUCUUCCCCCCCAAAUUCAUGAGUUGAUCAACUACUUCUCCCAAAAAUAUAAAUUCAAAAAGUCAGAAUUAUUUUUCCCAAAUUCUCUCAUUUUCAUUGCCAGGUACAAAGUCCCCUGGAUAUUAAAAUGGUCCUAUCAUGUUAAUUGGGAAUCCAGAAUCCUAUCUCGCCAAUUUUCAGUCAAAUGGUGGGAUAAAUUCAAAGUUGAAAGAAUUGCAGAUUAUGUCUACAGAGAUUUUUCUCCAAUUGCUGAUCCUCCAAAAUCAAGGCCUUCUUCUUCCGGUACCUCCAAUACUUCCACUUCAGUUGAUGGAAAAUCUAAAUCCGAGCUUCAGGAAUUGGCCAGACAGUUGAUUAUUCGAGCCUCCCAAAUGGAUGAUGAUGAUGAUGAUGCCACCCCAAAAUCACAGUCGGCAAGGGUUAUGUCUCUUUGAUGUGUGUGUAACCCAAAAAAAGAAAGAAAAUGUGUCCCAGCAUCCCCAAAAUUAGAAAGAAAGACCAGCAAAUGAAGAUGGUUGAAAUGUUAUCAGAACUCUCUACCCUUCUCUGAAUGCAAUGAGUACAGACGAAGUAAAGAUGUCUUUUCUCAGAAGCAGUCUUUUGGAGAUGGUAGUACUUCCUCUUAUCAAGACAAACUACAGAUAUUCCUCAGAUCAGUAGUCUUCUUCAACUAGUAUAUCUAUCCUACAACUAGCCUUAACUCACGUCUUCACUGAACACAUGGGAGGUGCUCCGAGAAGAAUCCGAGUGCAGGGUAGUAUCACAAGACAAGGUCUGGGAAGCUGCAGCUCAUUGUAUCGUCGUUCAUACUGUUUAAAGCAGGCAUGGAAUGGGCAGCUGGCAUCAAAUGCAAGGGUUCUUUUACUUUCCUGGAAGCAUCUCCUUCAUGCCAUAAACCAAGUCCUCCCAUGGUACUAUAACAGGCUUGGUUUUGUUCCACGGUUGCUAUCAUUAUAGAAGUGGCGCUAUACAGAAGCUUCUGCUACAUGGCUGCUGGAGUCUCAGUUUAAUAUGUUACUUGUCAUGGAUUUGUGAGUACUUUAAAGAAAUUCUUGACUUGUAUGCUCCUCUUUCCUUGGCUUUACCACACCAUGCAGAUUCAAAUGCUUUGGUCAUUGGAGAAGCAAUAAAUUUUGUCUUUGGGAAGUAAUUUAACAGAUUUUUUGAUAGAUUUAAGGAUAAAGUUUAAGUGAGACACUAAAACUAGUUUCAUGAGACAAGAUAGUCAUUUCAAAGGCAAGUGAGACAAACUAUUGAAUUGAAAAUAAGAAUCCCUCUUAAGUCUUAACAGAUUAUUGCACAAACUAUACUCAGAUCAUAUAAGCUUACGGUGUGUGUCCGUAGAAAAGUUUAUACAAAAUUUAGAGAAGGCUGGCAAGGAUGGGAAGAGGUCAAGCCCCUGCUUGAAAGAAUUAAAGAAGCUGACUGUGUCAUUGAGGGCCUGGAUAAAGUCAUCAAUAUCCUCGACAGUGUCGUAUGAGUGAAGACUUGCCCGUGCACUCGCACUCACUCCUAAAUGCCGAUGAAGGGAUUGCGCAUAAUGGUAACCUGAUUGGAUAGCCAUUUCUUGCUGGGAUCACAUAACUCAGUAUGAGCUAUUUUAUUAAAUCUCAUUUAUGUUCCUUCCAUACCUGUUGGUCAAGAAAAGUUGCCAGAUAUGUAGGGUGUAUAUUUUCGAUGUUGAAAGAACACAGAGCAGUGCAGAAGACGUGUUCUGAGGGGGCUGUACGAUAAAUGCGAACAUCAGG
Prunus mume (Japanese apricot) is the source of this 4182-nucleotide messenger RNA. RefSeq lists its product as uncharacterized. Gene Ontology annotation, molecular function: DNA binding. Gene Ontology annotation, biological process: regulation of DNA-templated transcription. Lineage: Eukaryota; Viridiplantae; Streptophyta; Magnoliopsida; Rosales; Rosaceae. The record is from RefSeq and is a predicted model, not a curated record.